Molecule: messenger RNA, 963 nt
Organism: Epinephelus fuscoguttatus (brown-marbled grouper)
Lineage: Eukaryota; Metazoa; Chordata; Actinopteri; Perciformes; Serranidae
Product: odorant receptor 131-2-like
Exons: 1
Coding region: 1-963 (320 amino acids)
Biological process (GO): G protein-coupled receptor signaling pathway
Cellular component (GO): membrane
Molecular function (GO): G protein-coupled receptor activity
Source: RefSeq, a predicted model, not a curated record
AUGCCUUUACAGAUGUUGCUUGAAGCUGUGGUUAUGAAUGACACAACAGAAGUAACCAGAGUGAUCCUGUUUCAGAAACCUGUCAAAGCUGUGCUGUCGAUGUUGCCAUGCCUUUUCUUUCUGUAUGUAAACUGUGUCAUGCUGUUUGCCUUGCUGAGGAAGCCUCUCCUCCUGGAGUACUCGCGCUACAUCCUGUUUGGUCAUUUGCUCUUCACUGAAUCUCUGCAGAUUAUAAUGACUAUGUUGCUCUACAUCUUUGCUGUGACCAUGGUCAGAAUGAUCAGCUACGUUUGUGUUGUAUUCGCACUGCUUGCAUCCAUCACUGUUAAAAUGUCACCCCUCAACCUGGCUGUGAUGUCUUUGGAGAGGUAUGUCGCUAUUUGCUUUCCACUGAGGCAUGCCGAAAUUACCACCAUGAAGAGGACAAAAGUGAGCAUUGCUGUUAUGUGGACACUGGCCUCUGUUGACUCUUUCACUCAGCUUUUCCUAUUUGUCAGUCUGGGAAACACAAGCUUCACUGUACAGGGGAUCUGCCACAGACAAAGCGUCUUCCGCCUAGAGAUUUAUGCAACUAUAAACAAGGUCCUCACCUCUGUGUUUUUUAUAUCAGUGGGCAUGAUUAUCAUUUACACAUACAUUGCUAUCAUGAUUACUGCAAAAUCAGCCUCUUCUGAUGCUGGUAACGCCAGUAAGGCCCAUAAAACUGUGCUGUUGCAUCUGUUUCAGUUAUGCCUGUGUCUCACCUCCACUCUGUUUGGUAUGAUAGACUACAGCGACAUGUCGACCAUAAAUCCUAUGAUGGUCAUUCAGAUUCGGUAUGCCCUCUUUAUAGGUCUCAUUGUUUUCCCUAAGUGUUUGAGCCCACUCAUAUACGGCCUGAGAGAUCACACCUUCAGCUAUGUCUUCAAGUACUAUUUCACCUUUGGCUUCAAAACCACUGUUCGGACAUCUCCUAAAUGUUGA